Babesia bovis T2Bo is the source of this 2795-nucleotide messenger RNA. RefSeq lists its product as uncharacterized. The coding region runs from base 100 to 2763 and encodes 887 amino acids. The record is from RefSeq and is a predicted model, not a curated record. Lineage: Eukaryota; Apicomplexa; Aconoidasida; Piroplasmida; Babesiidae. The transcript has 5 exons.
AAUGUGGUAGCAAAACACGUAAAGUUCCAUUGGAAAAUAGAUCUGAUUUCACUAUUUUAAAAUUUAGAUCUACAAAGUUGGCGUUGGUGUGUUGGCGUAAUGGGUCCCGUUUCGUCGGAAGCUGUAUCUCUAGUUGAUACAGAGGUUUACAGUCGUUGGCGUUCACCCGAUGUAGAUGAGUUAGAAUUAUGCAUGUGGAGCGCUGAUAUGUUCCUGUAUGGUAUUUCAACAAGUUAUGAAAGUUAUGGAUCAUUGAAAACAGCUAUAAGAAGGGGUGUCCCCGAUCUUAUUAAGCAUUAUAUAUGGAUAAAAGCCAAUGGAGCUGAUCGAUUCUACAUUGAGCACCCCAAUUUUUAUAAACACUCAUUCGCCACUACCUUUGGUCAACAUGUUCCUAGAACUAUGGGACAUGAUUUUGCAUCAGGGGGUAUUUUAGGACUCCACAGUGAUAUAGUGGGUGCUCCUAUGAAGGCCAAUGACAUUGAUUUUGACUCUGGUUCAAUAGAUGCCGAGAGUUUGACAGAUUCUAUCAACACGUGGCAUCGCUUGGAUGAGCCACGUCGGGCUAGCGACUGCGAAUAUGACAGGACGGAUGACGAACCGUUAUCGCGAGAGUUGUCUGUUGCAUCGCUACGUGACUUCUAUAAACCGCGCAAAUCACGUCGUGGGUAUCCUGUUUGUUCGUCUGUAGAUGGUGUCGGUACUCCUCGUAGGAGUGGUCAGCGUUCAUUACACGCUAGACAAGAUUUUGGUUUUCCUGAUGUGAUUGACGAACAUAUCGAACUAGAUCGAAAGGAUCCGUUGGACCACUAUUUAUCAGCUCUUCAUGAAGACAAUCACAAUCAGAUGAUGCUUCUCAGAGAAAAUAAGCAGAAGAUACAUGACCGGUUAAUUCCACCUAGGGAAGAUGAUUCUAUCAAGUUUAAACCGCGUCAAUUAUCGGACACACUUCUUAUGUCCAGUGUCACUCCUUUACCCAAUGUACCUGUUCACCAUUCCAAAAUCAUUGGAUCUAAUAUAUCGCCUAUGUUGGACAAGGUUGGUAAUCCCGCUGGCUUAGACACUUCAUCAAUCAUUAAAUACCUCCGCGCAUUAGAGGAUAAACGUACCGCUUUGGCCGUUAAUAAGGCCACGGAACGACCUUCUGGUUUCCGUGAAUUUUUGCGAAACAUACUUCUUCGUUGUGGCUUUCGUAUGCAUUGCGGGAAAAAUCCAAAUUCGUAUUAUUCUAAUUCAAGCCCUAGAGACUAUAGUGACGCUGAGGACGUGGUAUCCGAUAGGUCCAAUCACUCCGUGGUAGAUUUUGCAACAACAAAAGGCAACAUAACUCUUGAAAGUAAGCACCAAGUCAGUUUUUCUGGUAUAACAAAGCUGGAUUCAAUUGACGAAACACCAACUAAUGGUUCUGUAGCCUUGACGAACGACUGUGAGCCUACGGCCACCGAUAGCGGAUACAUUAGAUUUCCAUCAAGUAAGGUUGACAGCAUACUUGCGCGUCAAGCAACUACCAUGGUUUUGCAAAAUUCGGUUUAUAAGCUAUCUGACGUUACUGUAUUCACUGAACUUUUAACUGCCGAUGGUAUAGAUGAGGUUAAACGUAUUAUGUGGUGUUUAAACACCGAGUUUUCAUCAAAGAUUGAAUUCUUGCCAAUGAUACCGUCACUGUGUUGUCUUUUGAUGGUAUACAUGACACCAGAAGCUACAUUAUGCGUAUUGCAUUGUCUUAUGGCCCGAGCUGUGGAGUCGAGGGGUAUGGAGUGUGGAGAGCGCUUUUUGUUCGUCGACCGUGAAGGGUUUGCAGAGUUUAUCAUCUAUGUAGUAAGUGUGAUUCGUUAUCAUAUGCGGAAACUGGUUAGCAAGAUGCAACUUUUGAAUGUCGAUCUGGCUGCUUGGAUUGCCAGAUCAGUACAGAGUGUUUUUUCCCAUAUGCUACCUUUUGAUUUCAUUUUACGUAUAUAUGGCGACUUUUUGUUUGAGGGAGAAAUAGUUCUCUGUAGAUACUGCCUUGCACUUGUGAAUUACGCUCAUGACCGCCUGAUGCAGUGCAACACACGUGAGAAUGCGGAGGAGACUUUGUAUCACAUAGGUCUCGACAGUGAGCUUGAUGUAGACACUUUGACUAAGUUAGCGUACAGUUUCAGGCUUAAGUAUUAUAAGGCCGAUGCUACCGGUUGUGGUAUAACUCCUUAUCUGAUGCCGGUGAAAAUCAAGGUAUUUUAUCGUCCACGCAUGUCUGCCUUUUCUAGUGUUUUAAAGGAGUACACUUGGGAACUGCUUUGGUCAUGGUUGUUGCCAGGAUAUCGCAUCUUAGACCCGCAUUUGAUAUACUCGUCGGAUCAUCAUGGGACAUCAAUGCUGGGACUGGUAAAGACUAUUAAGGACAGUAACCGGUUCAACGUUUCAGCCUUUUUGUUUGUUGAAACUACUACUGCAGAUGUAUUUGGCGUAUUCAUUCCCGUAUUGAAUAAUGAGCUGGUAGAUGGUCUUUUCACUUCACAAAAGAUCUCUGAUAAUUUGAAUUCUUUUGUCUUUACGUUGAAGCCUGAAGCUCACAUUUACAAUUGUACGGGUGCUAAUACUGCAGGUGUAAAAAUUGGGACGCAACAAAUUGUGGUUGGUAACGAUAUGCCUGCUCUUAUCCUUGACAAAAAUAUGUCAACUGGUGUAUCACAAUGUUGCCAAUCUUACGAUUCUCCUAAGCUUGUGAGCAGCAAUGAUGGUUAUUUUGACGUACGUACGAUCGAGUUGUGGCAGCUAUAUUAACACGCUUGGCUAAAAUUGCCUUAAUGUGUACA